UCACACGCCGGGCUCUUGGCGAGGGGGAGCAGCCUCCCUUCCUCUCCCCCGCGGGCCGCAGAGGCGCAACAGGCACCCCCCCCCCCCGCAACCCCCUUCCCCCUCAGGCGCGGCCUCCAUUUCUGUUUUCCCGCGCAAAAGCGGCCUCGCGAUGCGGCCUCGCCCGGGGAGCGGAGCCGGCUGAGGAGGCGGCGGCGGCGGCGGCGCCAACCCCGGCCGGGCGCUUCGGACUCGCCGAGGGGGCGAGGAGGGGGCCGACCGAGGGCCAAGCCGACGACUCCGCGGCCGCCUCUUCCUUCGCCGCCCGCCGCCGCCGCCGCGACAUGGGAGCCGCCGAGCCCCGCGGCGCCUGAGAGCGAUGGUGGAGGAGGGUCGCCCCCGCAGCCGAGGCGAGAGCAGCACCCGCCGGGCCCGGCCGCCCCCUGCCAAGAUAUGAGACAUGAGCGUUGGACGCAGAAAAUUAAAGUUGCUGGGAAUUCUGGUGAUGGUCAACUUCUUUAUAUAUGUCAUUGUGGAAGUCUCAAAGAGCUCUGGCCAAGAGAAGAAUUCGAAAGGACGUGUCGUCGUACCUCAUAAGAAGUUUUGGAGGAACUAUACUCCCCACAAGGCGUAUUGGAAUAAACAGCAGCAGAGGCUGGAUCGGGUCUUUAAUCCCAUUUUGGCAUUGCUUUCCAAUAUGACUCCAGAAGAGAAUUUAUCAUCUAACGGUAGCUUUUUGAACCCCUGUGAUCCUGACCCAUUGGUUGCUUCGGAAGUUAGCAGCUUUCCAGAUUUGCCUGAUAGAUUUAAAGACUUCUUAUAUUAUCUGAGAUGUCGAAAUUAUUCAUUAUUAAUGGAUCAACCACACAAGUGCAAACACAAACCUUUUCUGCUUCUGGCUAUCAAAUCGCUCAUGCCCCAUUUUGACAGAAGACAGGCAAUUCGUCAGUCUUGGGGGAAGGAAAUUAAAUUUGGAGACGUAACUGUUGUGAGAGUCUUUCUGUUGGGCGAGACCCCUCCAGAGGAUAAUUAUCCGGAUCUCUCCGCUAUGCUCAGAUUUGAGAGUGAAACCCACCAUGACAUUCUUCUGUGGAACUACAGAGAUACUUUCUUCAACUUGACUCUGAAAGAAGUGCUGUUCCUGAAGUGGGUCAGUAAUACCUGCCCAGAUGCCCAGUUUAUUUUUAAGGGAGAUGAUGACGUUUUUGUGAAUACCCAUCAGAUCCUGGAUUACUUGAAAAGUUUAACCAAGGAUAAAGCCAAAGACUUAUUUAUAGGUGAUGUGAUUAAAAAUGCUGGACCUCAUCGUGAAAAGCAAUUGAAAUACUAUAUUCCAGAGAGUAUUUAUGAAGGCUCGUAUCCUCCCUAUGCCGGAGGCGGUGGGUUUCUCUAUUCUGGCGAUCUGGGACUCCGGUUGGCCAACGCAUCGGACCAGGUCCUUCUCUACCCAAUAGAUGACGUGUAUACUGGAAUGUGCCUUCAGAAACUUGGACUUGCUCCAGAAAAACACAAAGGCUUCAGGACAUUUGACAUUGAAGAAAAACAGAGGGAGAACAUCUGUUCCUACACAAAUCUGAUGCUAGUUCACAGCCGGAAACCCCAAGAAAUGAUUAAAAUUUGGACACGUUUGCAGGACCCAAAUUUAAGUUGUUGACCCUAAUGUACGAGAGUGUGUGAUGUCUAAAAGCUCUUUCUGGAUUGGGUUUGAACAAGUAACCCAUUGUCUUCACCUGGAAGCUCGUUUUGCAAAUCAAAGUUAGCUGUGAACAGUUUAUCUAAUACUAAUAAUAAGUGAGAGUCCAUCACAUUUGGAGGAUAUGGCAUAAAGAUUACAACCCUUAACCUUCUAAUUGUCAGUUCCUGUACUUCAUCUAUUAAAACGCUUGAUAAUGAUAGCCUUUUGAAGCUGUUAUUGUUUGGCCCUGCAAUAUUGGAAGUCUGGGUCUCCUAGUGGUAGAAGCCAUAUGGUUGUUUCCCUGCGAUUAAAUAUGUUUGUUGUAAACUUCAACGUAAUUGAUAACGCCCAAAAUUAUGAAAACAUUUUGUGAGUUUCCUUUUCCCCUCCUCCCACACCUGAACAGUAUUCAAUUAAACGUGAUGGGACAGACAACACAUGUAAAAGUUCACGUGACCCAUCCACUUUUUCAGAGAAGCUACACAAUGUAAAAUUCAGUGUGUACGUUGGGAGGAUUGGGUUUUGUUCUUGUUUUUUAAAUGGAAUUGGCUGAAGGACAACAUUUUCACUGAUGUUGAAACUUCUAGUGGUGUCCUUGACACUCAGUUGUCUUUUCUGUUGAUAAAGUUAUUUGAGCAGUUUGCUUGGGUUCAGUAAAUUGAUAUGAAACGACUUCCUGAUUCAGAAAGAUUGGAUAAUUUUAUGUGCAGGCUAGACUUAAAAACCAGUUGCAUUGAUUUUUAUUUUCCUUUUGAGAUACCAAGUGUUUGAAGCCUGGAAUUGCAAGGGGGUAUCUCACAGAGCUGGAACUCCUAUUUAAUGCCAUAUCUUCAUAUGUGUCAUAUCAGACAAUUGCUCGAAACAGUGACUGCUUUCGUUAUGUAGAAGUGCCUGUAUUUAUUGUUCCAAUUGAAGACCAAAACACUUUCUUAAAUAAGUUUUGUGAAACAGUUUAUUUGUAUAGCGGUCGAGUCAUAUUUAAGUAGAAAUACUAUUUUAAAUGUUAGAUAUUGAAUAAAGCUCAUUGUUUUUGAAUCUGAAAAAAAAAGUAAGUUAAGUAAUGCUUUGUGCACAUCCCGGAGUUGUGUAGCUGUUCAUUCAAUAGCAAUCUGUGUAGGAGUAUGUUGGAGCUUAUAUUUACUAGAUUGCUCUUACGGCCUAGUCUUAUCUGCUGCAUCAGAGACACAGCUUAUAAAAUCGGACAUUGCUUUUGUCUGUCAGCACGCUAGUGCUAUUCCUAUCAUUGUGUCACUAUAUUAUCAAGGUGAGAUGAGAUUGCAGCACCCGUGACACCCCUCUGCUCCCGUUUGGUGUAGCAGUGUUUCCUCGGAACCCUUUUACAGUGGGUGCUGAAAGGCUUAGUCAGAUGCCAUUCUGGUAACUGGGCUGCUAAAGAGGCACUUUGAGUGGUUGCAUUGUUGCUAAAGAUGACACGGAAAACUACAAACACUUUCGAAAGCACGUGUGAUGCUUUUCUCUCAACCAUCUAAAGGAGUAGAGCGAUGGCAUUCUCGUACACGUAGAACAUUUUGCAAUCCACAGAAUACAGAGCUACCCACGUCCUCAUUGUAGGGUGGUGUUUGAAGGAAAAUUGGUUGAAUUUUUAAUUCAUUCCAUUCCACUUAUGUGGUUGCAUUCUCCCGUCUGCAAAGGAUAUGUACUUUUCCACAUAGUUUUGUACAUUUGCAUAUCUGUUUUCUCUCUCUUCGUCCUAUUUUUUUUUCCUGUACCCCAAUUAUUUUCUCCUCUCUUUUCCUUUCGGCAAAUGCUGCAGUGCUUAUUGUACCCCAAAGUUCUAUAUUACCUGAGGUGUCUAAAAUCGUAUGGAAAGAUUUAAAAAAACAAUCAUUUUGUUCAACUCUAUUUUUGUAAGUGAAAUAAAAUUAUCUUUUUGAAUUCCAA
This is a messenger RNA of Sphaerodactylus townsendi, 3556 nucleotides long. RefSeq names its product UDP-GlcNAc:betaGal beta-1,3-N-acetylglucosaminyltransferase 2 (gene B3GNT2). Gene Ontology annotation, cellular component: membrane. The transcript has 2 exons. The record is from RefSeq and is a predicted model, not a curated record. Gene Ontology annotation, molecular function: hexosyltransferase activity. Lineage: Eukaryota; Metazoa; Chordata; Lepidosauria; Squamata; Sphaerodactylidae. Bases 440 to 1633 code for a protein of 397 amino acids.